This is a messenger RNA of Ostertagia ostertagi, 237 nucleotides long. NCBI's taxonomy places the organism in Eukaryota, Metazoa, Nematoda, Chromadorea, Rhabditida, Trichostrongylidae. The record is from the annotation of a GenBank genome assembly.
AUGGAAUGGGCUCCAACGGUUGCGUUGUUGGUAAACGUUGUCGUUAUGGUCCCAAUUUCCUUACCAAAUGGCAUUGAUAUCAAGUGCUAUCGUAUUGGCGAGUUCAACGCUCUAACGGAAAUCAGAACCAAUUUUCCCAAUCUGUUCCGCAUAUCGAAGCUGAUAUUCACUUGUUUUAUCAUUUUUCAUUGGAAUGGAUGCUUGUACUUCUUCAUCAGCGUUGUCUAUGAUUUUCCA